This is a messenger RNA of Lottia gigantea (owl limpet), 723 nucleotides long. RefSeq lists its product as hypothetical. The transcript has a single exon. Lineage: Eukaryota; Metazoa; Mollusca; Gastropoda; Lottiidae. The coding region runs from base 1 to 723 and encodes 240 amino acids. The record is from RefSeq and is a predicted model, not a curated record.
AUGGAAAUUGUUUCCCUGACAACAUCUGAUUUAGAAUGUACAGGGACAGAUAAUGGUAGACAGGAGGUAAUGCAGAUUAUACAGAUGCCAAGCAGAGAAGAAGAGCAAGUUGAACUAGAUACUGCCGCAACUACAAACUGGUCUAAACAAGCUACUUUAGAUCUGAUAUCAUUACAUCAACAACAUGAUCAUUACUUUCAAAGUUCAGAAUAUAAGAAAAGAGCUGUAUGGGAGAUGAUUUCUAAGAAGAUGAAACAAAAAGGAUUUAACUAUGCUUCAGUACAGGUUGAAAAUAAAUGGAAAUCAUUAACGAAAGCAUAUAGAGAUGUAGUCAAUCAUAAUCUUAAAAAUGGACAUAUUGUUACCAGAACUUGUGCAUUUUUUAAAGAAUUAUCUGAAGUGUAUCACUAUAUACCUGAAUGUGCUCAAACUCCCUCCAUGCAACAAUCAGUUGUUCAAAUAAGAGGUGGGAAAAGAAAUAGUGAAGACUUUACAGAUACUGACACAAAUUUACAGAAAAAGAAAAAGUUUUUGAAUUUAAAUUGUUCAGAGACUCAGAGUAGUUCAGAUAUACAAAGCUUUAGUUCUGUUUUGAAAACAUUUAACGAGGAGAGAAGAAAACAAGAUAAAAUUAAAAUGGACAAAUUAGAAAAAAUGCAUCGAGAAAAGAUGGAAAUGUUUUCAUCUUUUCUUAAAGUUUUUAAAGAUAGUUUGAGUAAAUAG